Arachis stenosperma is the source of this 1762-nucleotide messenger RNA. RefSeq names its product mRNA cap guanine-N7 methyltransferase 1-like. NCBI's taxonomy places the organism in Eukaryota, Viridiplantae, Streptophyta, Magnoliopsida, Fabales, Fabaceae. The record is from RefSeq and is a predicted model, not a curated record. The transcript has 14 exons. Gene Ontology annotation, cellular component: nucleus. The coding region runs from base 296 to 1504 and encodes 402 amino acids. Gene Ontology annotation, biological process: 7-methylguanosine mRNA capping. Gene Ontology annotation, molecular function: mRNA 5'-cap (guanine-N7-)-methyltransferase activity.
AGUGAGAAAAAGAACAGACCUUUCUUUUUCUUUUUUCCGGGACCGCCGAGCCUGAAACUUGGGCAUCUCAGCCCAUGCUCUUUUCGCUGUGACUGUGCAACAGCGCAACGCAAAACCGCCACCCUCACCCCCACCCCCACCACUAGUCUCCACAACCUCUCAUGGUCAACAUAAACGUCGCCGAGCGUCGUCUGCGUUCGCAUUUGUGAGUAGCUAAGGGGACGCCGCCGCCGCCGCUCGAUCUGCCUCUGCGAAUUCAGCGCCCCCCCACCGUCACUCGCUGAUCUAGAGUGUUAUGGCAAGCAAAAAAGGCAAAGCUUCAAGGUCAAUUAGAAUCGCAGAUACAGUGUAUGAGCAAGAAGAGCACUAUGCAUCCCAGAUGUCUAAAAAGCGCAAGUUCUCAUGGCCAAGUGGCUCUAUGACUGAAAUCCCCGCUGGGAAAGAGGAAGCAUCAAAUAGUGAGUGUGAUGCACAGUUUCUGGAGGAUGAAACCACAAAGAUUUUUGCUCAGAAAGUAGCUGAUCAUUACAGCGCUAGAUCCAACCAGACUCUAGAAGAACGGGAGGCUAGUCCUAUAAUUCAUUUGAAGAAACUCAACAAUUGGAUUAAGAGUGUCUUAAUUCAGCUUUAUGCUCAUCAAGGAGAUGCAGUCCUUGACCUCGCCUGUGGCAAGGGUGGGGAUCUUAUCAAAUGGGACAAGGCCAAAAUUGGAUAUUAUGUUGGUAUCGACAUCGCUGAAGGCUCAAUCAAAGACUGUCGCACACGUUACAAUGGUGAUGCUGACCAUCAUCAGCGACGUAAAAAGUUUUCGUUUCCUGCUCGCCUGAUAUGUGGAGAUUGUUAUGAGGUUCGGUUGGACAAAGUUCUUGUAGAUGAUGCUCCUUUUGAUAUUUGCAGUUGCCAGUUUGCAUUGCAUUAUUCGUGGUCUACAGAGGCACGUGCCCGACAAGCAUUGGCUAAUGUGUCAGCUUUACUUCGCCCAGGAGGCAUUUUCAUUGGAACUAUGCCGGAUGCCAAUGUGAUAAUCAAAAAGCUUAGAGAAGCUGAAGGUCUGGCUUUUGGUAAUAGUGUAUAUUGGGUGCGUUUUGAUGAAGUAUUUUCUGACAAGAAAUUCAAAUCUUCCAGCCCCUUUGGAAUAAAAUAUACCUUCCAUUUAGAGGAUGCUGUUGAUUGUCCUGAAUGGAUUGUCCCCUUUCAUGUAUUCAAGUCAUUAGCUGAAGAGUAUGAUUUUGAGCUCAUUUUUGCAAAGAACUCUCAUGAAUUUGUGCAUGAGUAUCUGAAAAAACCUGAAUUUGUGGAGCUCAUGCAAAGACUUGGUGCAUUGGGUGAUGGCAACCAAGACAAGAGUACACUAUCAGCCGAUGAAUGGGAAGCUGCUUAUUUAUACAUGUCGUUUGUGUUGAGAAAGCGAGACCAACCAGAAAGAACCCAAGUUAGUGGCCAAAGAGAGCGGGGACUGAUGCAUAUCUCAGAGCAAGACAUAAUGUACAUUAGCAGUCAUUAGCAGUAUCAGAACACCGGCUGGAUUAUUGAAUGCAAUCAAACAGUACAGGACUUGGAGCUGCCUGCCUGUUCCCGUGUUAACUACUGCUGGUUUGAUCUCACAAUCUUGAGCUUCGGCAGAUUUUUAUGUUAAAUGAAAUAGUCAAAUAGAUGUAUUUUGUAGGUCCACUAUAAAUAAUUCGAUCAACUUCAUUGGCCUCAGUAUCUUUAAUACAUUCUGUAAGAGAGCCUAACUUUCACAAAUUCACUGGUUUUCCUA